GUCGCCGUUAAACAAAACAGUCGUGAGAUUUACAACGGGCAGUAGACGCUACCAUUUAAACGUCUCUGUUUAUUAUAUUGUUGUGCUGUUUUUUUCUAGUUAGUGCUUUUUUGUCUAUGGUUUUUAUAUAAUUUCCCAUUUAAAAGGGACUCAAAUUUCGGAUAUUAAAACCAUUUGGAGGACCGUCACAUUGUCAUAAAAUACAGGACUGGGAACGACUUUUAACCCACAAAGCAUGCAUGUACCAAAGAGACAUAUUUUAAUAUCAGAUUAUUCAGCACAUGUCACACCAAUGGUGUAAUGUUCAAAGUAUCCGACGACAAUAAAUAGUGCAAGAUCCUAGAAUUCCACAAGUAUAUUUAAUGACAAUAUAAGGCCUGCGAGAAAUCCAAGUGUACAAGACAGUGACUGUAAAAUGGGAAUUACUCUAUAUAGUGCAUGUAUAUUACCAUUGACAAUUAUUGUGACAAUUUGUGUUAUAUUGGUAAAUGUUGUGGACUGUACACAUCAGAGAUGGUGGUUAUAUGGCUGCCAGUGCUCUAAUUGGGAAUCCAGAGAGUCGGUUAGAGAGGUUGUUAUGAACUCGUAUCGAGGUCUUUUUGUCGGGAGAGAUGACCUCACUAAUUUACCAGUGGUUAAACUACAUAAAAAUCCCGGCGAGGCGGGAAUACAAUCUUAUGUUGCUAACACUCUGCCACAUAUAAACCAGUAUAUGAAUCCGGGAUGCUGCUCAACGGAUUACAGAUAUGAAAUAUUUAACACAACAACUGUUAGUGCUCAAGAAUUCAAGGUGGUUCAUUUUGAUAAAGCGUUCCAGUUCGUUCCAACUGGCCGGUGUCGAGUAAACAGUACUUGUAGCCGUGGUGAAUGUUUACAGAUGUACAGACAUCACUGGAUGUUAGUGUGGGAUGAGAGGCUUAGUACAUGGCCACCAGUGACGUUUCUGCCUGUAGAGGUGCCGUCACAUUGCCAGUGUGUGAACGUUGGUAGAGCUGUGAAACGUAAAAAGAGAGGAGCCUGCGAUUCGAGUAUCUAUAUAGAAAUGAAGGCACAUCAAGAAGACAUUCCAACGGGAUGAUGUCAUCAUUAAAUACGCUACGUCAUGGCAGACGUUAUUUCAAAUAAUAGGACAAUAAAAUUAUAAACUAAUGCCUUGUUAAUUGCGUUCAGUAAAAUAACAAAUAUUUGUCUUUACCUUGCAUUAAUCGUAAACCAAAAGUUUUAUUCCACUAUCUCUACUCAUUAAAACCAAGUCUGCUUUUGUCUUUUAAUUGUUCUCAAGUGAUCUCCCUUUAACCAGAAUUUUAUAUUUAAAAAUGAAAAGGUGUUUGAAAAACAACAGCAACAGCAAAAACACCUUAAAGUAGCAUGGAAACUAGUUAAGAAUGACCGCGUGAUUGCUUAUAAAUUAUAAUAUUAUAACUGUUAUUUGUUCCGUGCGUUUAUAUAAUUGAGAAUUGUUUGUUAGCGUUUUUGUCUACUGGUUAAGAUAAUAAGAAUUGUAUUUUAUCCUUAUUGUAUUGAAAAUAUGUAAGCUGUUCAAGAAUGUACAGUACUUUAUAUCCAGUAUAUGUGAGACAGAUGGCAUUGAUUAUUUGGAAUGUGUGAAUCUUAACAUUCGUGUGUAGUUGUCUGCAAAUUAUAGCUAAUAUAUUACUAUGUAAAUAUUUUCAUGAAAUCAAAGGGAUUCUUUCGGCCUCUGUUACACUGUAGACAGUAAGAAGAUUCGUGGCAAUUUUUAUUCUUUAUCUAUGUUAAUUUUUAAUGUCAGUUUUUCUUUUUUUAUGAUUAUAGGGCCAUUUUUAUUAUGUAUUCUGUUUAUUAUUUGUAUAGUGUUUAAAGCCGCCUUCUGCUUUUAUUUUUUGUUGGGGAAACAAUUCUGAGCUAUUUCAAACUAAACAUUUCUGUAUUAUUACCAAGGAAAAGUGCAUUUAUUUUAUAUCAUUGUUAAGCGUUUAAAACAGCGCCCCAAGGGCUAUUUAUAGUGCACAGUGACGUUCGUUUCUAAAAAUCGAAGAUUGGGAAUUUACUAAUUUACAUAUAGAGAGCGGACCGGUAGAUUAGAGGUACCUUAUUGUUUUUGUAUUUUAUCGACGUCAAAUUUUAUUCUACACCUUAAUUCUUUUUGAUUUUACAAUUAUAUGAAACGACUUAUCUAAAACUAACAUAGUUGCUUAAACUUUAAAAAAGCGGAGGGCCGCUUUAAAGUAUCUAAGGCAAUUUUAUUAUUGUUGCUAGUGACGAAUCAGACUGCCAUAAUAAUGACAAUAUGAUAAUUAUACAAAACUAGACUUUCCCUUGUAGUCGCAGGGAAGGCUGGGGCGACUCGUCAUACAAGACGUGUUGCUGUUUUAUUUUAUUUCGUUUGUUUUGUUUUUUGAUUAUGUCCGAUUAACAUUGUUUAUUAACUUACAGUUAGACACUAAGAAGGAAAUAUGAAACUCCUAAAUAGAUGGAACUGACUGUUUUAAACGUUUUAUUAUUAUUACUAUUUGUUAGCGUCUAACUGACUUAGUCCUUACCUAUGCGUGCGGUUUGUUGAGUACCUUGUAAAAAAACUAUAGUUUUCCUUUUCAAGACGACGCUUUUGGAGAAUAUUAAAGGCAAUUCUCCUAAAGACUGUUGCAUUAACAUUCUGUAAGUGGUUAUAACUUAUAAUGGAUUGCUUGUAAUAUAGACACAUUUUGACUUUUUGAUAAUGUUUAAAUAGCAUUGUCGGUUAAUUACGUUUAACUAUGUUUGAUACUUAAAUUGUUUAUAUAUACUGAUAAUUUACAAACAGUGUAAAUAUUUGAAAUCUGUUAUGUUUACAGCAUAAAUGUGCUUCUUGCAUGCAAAAAAAGUGUGUCUUUGUAUAGAGUAUAAAAUGACAUUAUACUAUUUAUUAAACAACGACAUUGUCAAGUUACUCGUAGUUUGUUA
Ruditapes philippinarum (Manila clam) is the source of this 2922-nucleotide messenger RNA. RefSeq lists its product as uncharacterized. The coding region runs from base 416 to 1078 and encodes 220 amino acids. NCBI's taxonomy places the organism in Eukaryota, Metazoa, Mollusca, Bivalvia, Venerida, Veneridae. The record is from RefSeq and is a predicted model, not a curated record. The transcript is spliced from 6 exons.